This is a messenger RNA of Daphnia carinata, 1854 nucleotides long. RefSeq names its product succinate-semialdehyde dehydrogenase, mitochondrial-like (gene Ssadh). Bases 254 to 1762 code for a protein of 502 amino acids. The record is from RefSeq and is a predicted model, not a curated record. The transcript has 6 exons. NCBI's taxonomy places the organism in Eukaryota, Metazoa, Arthropoda, Branchiopoda, Diplostraca, Daphniidae. Gene Ontology annotation, molecular function: succinate-semialdehyde dehydrogenase (NAD+) activity.
CAAACUCAAGGUGACAAGGAAGGCGGUCUAUGUAAUCGUUCAACUUCUAGUGUUUACAAACCACCAACGAUCCACCUUCUUAUCUGUAGUUAUCUUGUUUUUCGUUGCGUUCUAUCGAUUUCCAAAAUAAACAUUCGAAACAGGCAUAGUCCCUUGCCCCGUGAUUAGUGGUUUUCAUGACUUGUCAUCACUAAGCAUAGCUGCUCACCGGAGCCCAACACAGUCAAUCUCAAUUAAACGAUAACAAGGAAAAAUGCUGAGCUUUGCUAGAUGCAGUGGAAGCCGGUCAGUUGGUCACCGAUAUUUCAGCCUUUUAAGAGAUAAAAACUACAUUGGAGGAGAAUGGGUUGCAGCCUCUUCAGGAAAAACAUUCCAAGUAACAAAUCCUGUUAAUGACAAGGUCAUUGGCAUAGCCCAAGAUUCCACUCCAGAGGAUGCCGAGAAGGCAAUUAAGGUUGCCAGUGGCAGUUUUAAGAUGUGGGCAGAUUUGCCAGCCAAAGAAAAAGGAAUAAAGCUAAAAAGUUUGCUCAAAUUAGUAAAUACCCAUAGUGAUGAUCUUGCCAAACUCAUCACUGCCGAAUGUGGCAAACCUUUAGCAGAAGCAAAGGCAGAAGUCAUGUAUUCUGCAGGCUAUCUGGAAUGGUAUGCUGAAGAGGCUAAACGGAUUUAUGGAGAAGUUCUAGCUCCACCCAACAAUACGAGGGAGCUAGUAGUUUUGAAAGAACCAAUUGGUGUCGUUGGCUUCAUUACUCCAUGGAAUUUUCCUUUGGCAAUGCUCGUUCGUAAAGCGGCAGCUGCCCUUGCUGCUGGAUGCGUAUGCGUAGCAAGACCCGCUGAAGACACACCGUUUUCCGCAUUGGCAUUGGCUGCCUUGGUAGAAGAAGCCGGCUUUCCAGCUGGAACUUUCAAUGUCGUUACAUCUUCACGAUCCCAAGCCGGACCCAUUGGUCAAGCUCUUUGUGCUAGUCCCCAAGUGGCUGGAAUUUCUUUUACAGGAUCAACUGCUGUUGGCAAAAUACUUUACCAACAGUGUGCCAAUACCGUCAAACGGCUUGGGCUGGAGCUCGGUGGCAAUGCAUCCUACAUCAUUUUCCCAACUGCCGAUCUAUCACGGGCUGUCCAAGGUGUGAUGGGUUCCAAAUUCCGAAACGCUGGACAGGCCUGCGUAGCCACUAACCGUGUACUUGUCCAUGAAUCUGUUUUCGACAAGUUUUCUUCAAUGCUAGCCACAGCUGUUAAGACUCAAUUAGUCUCUGGCGAUGGCUUCGAUCCUGCCGUCAAUCAGGGCCCUCUUAUCAAUGAGCAGCAGUUUAAAAAAGUUGAUGGCAUAGUUAAGGAUGCUGUGAGCAAAGGUGCUCGUUUAGUCUCUGGUGGUGGUAUUCACCCCACGUUGAAAGGCCGCUUCUAUCAACCGACUGUACUAUCCAACAUCACAGAGAACAUGAAAAUUUAUAACGAAGAAAUUUUCGGCCCAAUUUGUCCGCUCUACAAGUUUUACUCUGAAGAUGAAGCUGUAACCAUAGCCAAUAGCACGAGACGAGGAUUGGCCAACUAUUUCUAUAGCAACGAUUACGCUCAGGUGUGGCGAGUAGCUAAACGCCUCGAGUCCGGCAUGGUAGGCGUCAAUGAAGGUCUCAUUUCCGCAGCUGAAGCGCCAUUUGGUGGCGUUAAAGAAUCGGGAUUCGGACGCGAAGGUUCCCGUCACGGUGUAGAUGAUUACGUGCACACUAAAUACGUCUGCUUCGGUGGAUUGCAAAAUUGAAUGUUUUCAAAACCCAGAAACGUCUUCCUUGUUAAUGUGAAUAUAAAAAUUCGAAUCAUUUAAACUUUACGUGGGUAUACAAGUUUAUUUAU